AUGACACGGCUGCCCAUUCUCCACUUCAACGACGUGUAUCGGGUCAAUCCGUUCAAGCUCGAACCAACGCGACCGGAAACCAUCGAUGUUUGCCAAUUCGCAUCUAUGCUGGAUGACAUUCGCGAUAAAUGGUCUCUGCGUGAGGGAACAGAGACAGAACGCGAAGGGCUGGUCCUGUUCUCUGGCGACGUGUUUUCACCCUCGGUAGAGAGUUCGGUCACCCGUGGAAGCCACAUGGUACCAGUCAUGAACGAGCUACGCCCGAACGUUUCGCUCACAGGGAACCAUGACUUCGACUGGGGCUAUCCUCACCUCUGCAAGCUCAUCCAAGGGACCAAUUUCCCAUGGGUACUGUCGAACAUCGUGGACAUUGAAACAUCCAAAGUCCCAGGACAUCUCCUCGAGUACUACGUUAUUGAGCGUGUUGGGGUACGGAUCGGCGUCAUUGGCCUCGUGGAGAAGGAAUGGAUUGGUACUGUUUCAUCCUGGCCAGCCAAUUUCAAGUACCAAGACAUGGCGGAGGUGGGCCAGAAACUGUCCAGGAAGCUGCGGGACCCGAAUGGCGAAAACUGCGACAUCAUCAUCGCCCUAACCCACUCGAGGUACCCUCUCCCACCAGAUCUCGCCCUCGCCAAGGCCCUCUUCGCCCUCUCACCAGAUGGGCAGAAGUCUCUCGAUGAACCCUUUGCUUCCACCCACGGCGUCGACAUUCUUCUAGGCGGCCACGAUCACCUGUACUAUAUAUCCCGCGGCGUAACCGCCUGGGAAGGGUACGACGUUAACCAGGAAGUCCUAGGUGCCGAGGCAGACAAAGGGGAUGUCUUGGUCGUCAAAAGCGGCACUGACUUCAGGGACCUCAGCGAGUUUGAGCUCGAACUGGAGGAUAUGCCGGAGGGCAGCGUCAGAAGGAAGGUCAUCAAAAGUAUCAAGGGGAAGCACCAUUGCACCCAACCCGGAUCCCGACGAUCUGAAAAGCUGCAAGCACUGAUAAAAGAGCUGCUAGGGUCGGUGUCGGAUUCCCUAAGCGCGCCGCUGUGCAGAACAACCGUCGAGCUCGACCUCCGGUCCAAUCUCAUCCGGACGCAGGAGAUGGCGUCCAGUAACUGGUUCGCCGACAUCCUGCGGCACACAUAUGACGAUGCGCCCGGCGUCAAAAGCCGGGGCGGUGCCGACGGUGUGUUCAUCUGCGCCGGCACGCUCAGGGGUGACUCCGUGUACGGACCGGGGGACGUCACACUCGGAAACAUCCUCGAGAUCCUGCCAUUCGACGACCCCCUAAUCGUGCUCGAGUUAGACGGAGAGACGAUCUGGGCCGCGUUGGAGGCAUCCCUCGAGACAUGGCCAGCGCAGGAAGGCCGGUUUCCGGUGAUUUCAGGAUUCCGCGUAUCCUGGGACUCGCGCAAACCGCCAGGACAACGCGUCCUCGGCGUCUGGCUCUCCAAGCCGGACGUGCACGGCGAGAACGGGGAGCCGAUCCCGAGGGCGAAGGGAGGGCGGACGUACGCGAUGGUGUCUAGGGAGUACAUGGCACAGGGGCACGACGGCUUCACGCCGCUCAAAGGCCAGAAAUACCUCGUGGACGACGAGAGCGGGCAAAUCACUAGUUCGGUCGUGAGGCGGUAUCUGCUGGGCUCGCAGUACAUCCAUAAAAUGGCUCGCCUGUCGAAGCAAGCACCGCGGACGACGUGUCUCGACCGGCGUACGCACGACAUUGUCUCGCGCGAGCUCGAGCGGGCGAAGAAGUACAAGAAGGCGGACACCCACUCGUGGGCGGCGAUCGCGUGGCAGCACGCGGCGUCGCUCGCGCUGCACCGGACGCGCCGAGCGAGUCAUUACCGAGACCACAUGAGCGUCGCGACGAAGGAGCACAUGAGCGGCGUGGACUGCUUCGACGGGGCGAAGACGAGGGGAGGGGAGGGGCUAGCGGAGGCUGGCGCGGGCUCUGCCGGUCAGAACGAGGAGGAUUUGUUGGUGAUCACGCCGGAGGUAGAUGGGAGGUUGGAGGACGUCGGACGCAAGUGA
This is a messenger RNA of Punctularia strigosozonata HHB-11173 SS5, 2022 nucleotides long. Its product is annotated as Metallo-dependent phosphatase. The record is from RefSeq and is a predicted model, not a curated record. Gene Ontology annotation, biological process: nucleotide catabolic process. NCBI's taxonomy places the organism in Eukaryota, Fungi, Basidiomycota, Agaricomycetes, Corticiales, Punctulariaceae. Bases 1 to 2022 code for a protein of 673 amino acids. The transcript is spliced from 12 exons. Gene Ontology annotation, molecular function: hydrolase activity.